Xenopus laevis (African clawed frog) is the source of this 1955-nucleotide messenger RNA. It is a transcript of the gene sirt2.S, whose product is annotated as sirtuin 2 S homeolog. Bases 16 to 1341 code for a protein of 441 amino acids. The record is from RefSeq and is a predicted model, not a curated record. Gene Ontology annotation, molecular function: NAD+ binding; histone deacetylase activity, NAD-dependent; NAD-dependent protein depalmitoylase activity. Lineage: Eukaryota; Metazoa; Chordata; Amphibia; Anura; Pipidae. Gene Ontology annotation, cellular component: nucleus. The transcript has 16 exons. Gene Ontology annotation, biological process: post-translational protein modification; chromatin remodeling.
CACGCCAAUCAGAUCAUGGUCUACCAAUUGCACGCUGCAUCCGUUUACACCAAUGGGCAGAUGGCAAAUGCCGACUCAAUGUGUUCACGUGAUCCACUGUUGUUGUCAAACCCGGAAGUGGCCGACGGUACAAUGGCUGCAGGUAUAACUGUGCUGGUGAUAUUGGUGGAUUUAACGCUUUCCACUCGCAAUAAUUAUCUCAAUUUGCAUGAAUCGAGCGAACCAGCGGAUCUUAAGGCACAAGCUGAAGAUUCAGAGGACUCGGACUCCAGUGAAGACAAUAGUGGUGCAUCUGAAAUGGAUUUCCUGCGUAACCUCUUUUCCCGUACACUGGGCAUUGGCACCCCAGAGAAAGUCCUGGAUGAGCUGAGCCUGGAGAGUGUGAGCAAGUUCAUGCUAAGUGAGAAAUGCAAGAAUGUGAUCUGUAUGGUAGGGGCUGGUAUCUCAACAUCUGCUGGAAUUCCGGACUUCCGUUCACCAGGAAGUGGGCUGUACGCCAACCUGCAAAAAUACAACUUACCAUAUCCAGAGGCCAUCUUUCAAAUUGGAUACUUUAAGGAGAACCCAGAACCAUUUUUUGCACUGGCUCGAGAACUAUUUCCAGGGCAAUUCAAGCCAACAAUUUGUCAUUAUUUUAUGCGUCUGUUGAAGGAGAAGGGCCUGCUUCUUCGUUGCUAUUCUCAGAACAUUGACACCCUGGAGAGGGUGGCAGGUCUGACUUCCGAGGACCUGGUGGAGGCUCAUGGAACAUUUUAUAGUUCCCAUUGUGUUGGCGCCUUCUGUGGGGCUGAAUAUUCUCUUUCUUGGAUGAAAGAGAAGAUCUUUUCUGAUCUGAUCCCAAAGUGUGAAAAAUGUAACAAUUUGGUUAAACCAGAUAUUGUUUUCUUUGGUGAAAGUUUGCCAUCCAGAUUCUUCUCUGCCGUUAAGUCUGACUUUCCCAAGGUUGAUCUGCUCAUAGUGAUGGGAACCUCUCUGCAAGUUCAACCAUUUGCAUCUCUUGUCAGCAAAGUUUCUAGUAAGACCCCUCGACUUCUAAUAAACAAGGAGCUGACAGGUCAGGGCGACUCAUUUUUAAGUGUUCUAGGCUUGGGGGGAGGCAUGGACUUUGAUUCUGAGAAAGCAUACAGGGACGUUGCAUGGCUUGGAGACUGUGAUGACGGUUGCCUUGCACUGGCCGAUUUCUUGGGGUGGAAGGCUGAACUGGAAGAAUUGGUAAAGAAGGAACAUGCAGAAAUAGAUGCAGCAGCAGAAGCAGCAAAGAAAAAAGAAAGCAAGCCAGACAAUUCAUCCAAAGAAGAGAGUUCUGCUGCAAAUACUUCAGAUGAUAAAGCAAACAACUGAUUUAUGUUUUCUAGAUUUAAGCUUAUGGUAUUUCUCACAUAUUCAUUGACUUUUUAAAGGGAUGCUAAACACAGUAAUUGUAUUUGCCUAGUUGUGCUUUGUACAGAAGAAAGCCUCUAGUAUUUCUAUGUACAGACUAUGAGAAAACGUUUGGGCUUAUUCACGUCCCCACUCUUCCCUUUGGUCUCUCUCAUGUGUGACCUCUUCUGAGUGGUCAUGUCUCUAGUGCCAUGAGACUGUACCCCCAGAUCUUCACAUUAAGCCCCAGCAUCUUGGUCACGUACCCAUUUAUUUAUAUUCUGCACAGAUAUUUAGACUGCCGGAUAGACAGGAGAGGCUUGAUUUAUAUAACAAAGCCAGAGCUUUAAUAGCAAUUGUCUAUAGAGCUUUAUACUUUGUGAUGGCCAUUUUUGAAUGGUUGAUAGUGGAGGACUGGCAGAGAUUGGCCGAGGGUUGUCAAUAUUUCAAUUGUUCUUGCUAAGUAUUACUGUAAUUUAUUCCCUAGAUCACCAGAGAGCUGCAGUUUUACAUACACAUAGUAUUUAUGAUAUGCCAGUGGCUGGAGACUAACUGCUAUUUUCAUCUCUUCUUAAUAAAAAUGAAUGUUACUUUAA